Pygocentrus nattereri (red-bellied piranha) is the source of this 685-nucleotide messenger RNA. RefSeq names its product C-type lectin domain family 17, member A-like. Lineage: Eukaryota; Metazoa; Chordata; Actinopteri; Characiformes; Serrasalmidae. Gene Ontology annotation, molecular function: fucose binding; D-mannose binding. Gene Ontology annotation, cellular component: external side of plasma membrane. The record is from RefSeq and is a predicted model, not a curated record. Bases 6 to 455 code for a protein of 149 amino acids. Gene Ontology annotation, biological process: biological process involved in interspecies interaction between organisms. The transcript is spliced from 4 exons.
AGAACAUGGCAAAUGAGAUGGUCCAAUUACAGAAAGAAAAGGAAACGCUUCAGAAGAAUUUGGCAGAAUUAGAGCAAGAAAAGAAAACUUCCAAUUUCUACUACAUCUCUACUGAGAAGAAGAGCUGGAGUGAGAGCAGAAAGUUCUGCAGAGAGAGAGGAGCAGACCUGGUGAUCAUAAACAGCAGAGAAGAACAGGAGUUCAUCAGUGAAGCAUUUGGCAGCUCUGAAGCUUGGAUUGGUCUGAGGGAUGUUGACACAGAGGGGGUCUGGAAAUGGGUGGACAAAUCAACACUGGCCGCUAAGUUCUGGUGGACAGGGGAACCCAAUGAUUAUGGACGAAAUGAGGACUGUGCUGUAACUGGCUAUAAAUAUACUGGAUCUGAACGAGUCUCAACCUGGGCUGAUUAUUCCUGUGAUCGUCCUGCAGUUGGAAUCUGUGAGAAAAGAUUUUAGUUUAGUCUACAUGAGGGUGAACAGCAGGACCUGAGUUUGUCUGUACGUUUAAGAUUAUAUAUGAUAUAUUUUACACUCAUACAGCAUUUAUCUUACAUUUUUGAAAAAAUAUGGAUUUACUUGCAUCAAAGAAAAUAGUAAACUUUUGAAUUCUGCCUGAACUUUUGUAGCAAAUCAGUUACUGCCUGACAAGCUUUUGAGCCUGGCACUUACCCCCACCCCCCCAACAC